AUGGAUUUUUUGUAUUGCAGAGUAACCUUUAUGGCACCAAUGUCUCAUCCGCCCUGUACGCCGUCGGCGUCAUGUACCCCCAUCCGAUGUCACCCUACUCCACCUCCAUGUCAAAAUCCGGAAAAAUGCCUCAAGAAAACCACUUCGAAAGGCAUAAAGCCAUGCCGGAGCGCGGUAUCCAUAAUGUCAACUCGCUCCAAAGCUAAAUGCGGCAGUUGUGGAAAAUUAAAAUCUUCCGACCCGCGAAGCGUUAAGGAAGUAGAAAAGUUCCUCAGUAGGAAGUCAAAAGAAGCGAAAAUGAGAAAAAAUGAUCAGCUAACGGGGAGCAAGUCCUACCUUAACUACACCAAAAAGAAAGGGUCGCCGAGAUCAGAUGCGGAUUGCUGUCUUGGAAAGGGUCAUCGAGGGAGAGUGUCGAGAGACCGGAAAUGUUGUGCAAUAUUGUAA
Pieris macdunnoughi is the source of this 447-nucleotide messenger RNA. The record is from the annotation of a GenBank genome assembly. Lineage: Eukaryota; Metazoa; Arthropoda; Insecta; Lepidoptera; Pieridae.